Messenger RNA from Phycomyces blakesleeanus NRRL 1555(-), 2550 nucleotides. RefSeq lists its product as hypothetical. Gene Ontology annotation, cellular component: transcription factor TFIID complex. Gene Ontology annotation, biological process: transcription initiation at RNA polymerase II promoter. The record is from RefSeq and is a predicted model, not a curated record. NCBI's taxonomy places the organism in Eukaryota, Fungi, Mucoromycota, Mucoromycetes, Mucorales, Phycomycetaceae. The coding region runs from base 1 to 2550 and encodes 849 amino acids. The transcript is spliced from 8 exons. Gene Ontology annotation, molecular function: transcription cis-regulatory region binding; chromatin binding; RNA polymerase II general transcription initiation factor activity.
AUGUGCGUGUGUCAUCUAGAGUUACAAGACGACGUUACUAUUGCUGAAAAAGCACCCACUGCUCCUACGGCUGUACCAGCACCAUCAUUUGCACCCCUUGUAAUUCGGGUCGAUUAUAUACUUGAUCACCCCAAGGCUGGUGUUGUGUUUGUUGAACCAGACGAUGAACGCCACAGCCAUAUAUAUACCGUAAAUCAACCACUUCCUGGAGCAACCCGCGCAUGGUUACCAUGUAUCGACAAAAUUUCAGAAAGAUGUACUUGGGAAAUGGAAUUUGUAGUGCCACGUCGAAUGAGCGGUGUUACGGGUGAAUACGAUACAGAGGGAGUAUUUGAAGAAGAAGAGGACGCAACUGUGGUAGUUUGCAGUGGCGAUGUUGUAGAGCAGGUUGUCCAUCCUCUAGAUCCUUCAAAGAAAAUUGUGCACUACAGUUUGUCUGUACCUACCGCAGCACCUUUUAUUGGAUUCGCUAUUGGCCCUUUUGAAAUGAUAAAACUGUCGCCAUCACAACUCCAGGAAGAAGUGUUAAAUGCAGCCGAUUUGGAUGAAAAUCAACAACAGAGUCUGAUGGCUGAAAUUAACAUGAUGUCUAACAUCUAUGCAUUUGCGUUGCCGGGGAAGGAGGAAGAACUGAGCGUCAGCUGUAGUUUUCUUAUGCAUGCUAUGCAUUUCUACGCACAAGAAUAUGGAUCCUACCCAUUCUCUGAUUUUAAAAUGGUUUUUGUCGAAGAUGCUUGGAAUGAGACGGCUUCUUGUGCUUCAUUAGCAAUUUGCAGUUCACAUCUCCUUCAUCCCGCAGAUAUCAUUGACCAGACAUACCACACCAGGCAGGCACUGAGUUUGGCACUUGCAAGGCAGUGGUUUGGUAUUCACAUUACCCAAAAGUCUUGGCCUGAUACUUGGUUGGUUUGUGGUUUGGCAAACCUAAUAUCUUCAUUAUUUAUCAAACGUCAUCUGGGUAAUAAUGAAUAUCGACUAAGACUGAAGCGAGAUAUGGAAUUAUGUUGUGCACUUGAUGUGAACCGCCCACCUUUGUAUAAUCCUGCAUUACCUUCUCCAUUGGAUCCAGAGGAUCUUGACUUUUUGGAACUAAAGGCACCCCUGGUUUUGUACAUGCUGGACAAGAGGAUGUGUAAGGGUGGUGGCACUCUGGGUCUUUCGCGUGUUCUACCAAAGAUUCUUGUGUCAGCCAUGAGUGGAGAACUUGUUCAGAACGCCAUCAGCACUCAUUACUUUAUGAAACUGUGCCGAAAAGUCAGUGGAUUUGAUACAAAGACCUUUGCAGAUCAGUGGGUCUAUAAGAGUGGCUGCCCAAAGUUUGGAUUCAAUUUCCACUUUAAUCGUAAGAAGAUGGUGGUUGAGAUUUUUAUGCGUCAAGAAAACACAAAUACGGUAAUCGGUACCGGCGAAAAUUCGACAAGUCUGACAGCAGACGGAGGAGCAAUCAAUUUCCAAGAGCUUGUCACACCUCUGUUUACUGGAAAUUUAACAGUGCGUAUUCACGAAGCAGACGGAACACCUUACGAGCACAUCUUGGAUAUCCAAUCCAGCAAACACAAAUUUGAAGUCCAAUUCAACACUAAAUACAAGCGUAUUAGAAGAAACACAAAACAGGAGAAUGAAAAUGAAGAUGGCGAUGGCACAACAAAUGUGUUGGGAAUUAUACCUAGUUUAGGAUUGGGUAUGCCUAUAUUCGAGGAUCCUCAGCAGCGACAGGACUGGAAGAUUAUUGAGUGGGGACAGGACGAAGAAGACACAAGUGGAGCAGCAAGUGCGAUGUUCGAUUGGAUCCGUCUGGACGCAGAGUUUGAAUGGCUGAGUGUGUUCGAAUUCCAGCAGCCGGAUUAUAUGUGGGCAGCGCAAUUGACAAAGGACAGAGACGUUGUUGCCCAACACGAUGCAAUCGGAGCUCUUAGGCACAUGCCAUCAUUACCUACAUCCACUAGUCUUUUGAGAGCACUGUUGGAUCCGAAAUGUUUUUACAAGAUCCGCAUGGAGGCAGCCUACGCCCUCGCUACUUGUGCCAUCCCUAGCCUCGACUACACUGGACUUCAUCAGUUAAACAAAAUGUUCCAGAAGCGCUAUUGUUUCCCAACCGGAAAUUCACUCAUGGAAAUCGACGACGAAAUUCCUCUUAGCCUCGCAAUUCCAAAGCCAAACAACUUUUCAACCUUACCGGACUACUUUAUCCAAAAAGCAGUUGUAAUCGCGUUCUCUCAAGUACGCGACCAACAUGGUUUGGCCCCUAUCAAAAUCCGUCAAUUCUUGCUUGAUCUCCUAAAGUACAAUGACAAUAUCAGCAACGAGUUUUCAGACUGCUACUAUGUAGCCACACUUAUCUCUGCUGUUGGAGAUUCGGUAAUACCGUCGCCAGAUGUUCCAGAUGCCCUUCAAUUUGAUGAUAUUGAGGGCGAACAAUUAUUGACUGCAGUCAAGGCAGAAAUUGAACGUUUCCGUACAUUAGAUUAUGUGAUCCCUACAUAUCACAACGUUGUUACCGUAGCUUGUAUCAAGGUAAGUUUCAUCUCCUUUUUUGUGGAACACAAGUAA